Molecule: messenger RNA, 2010 nt
Organism: Adineta ricciae
Lineage: Eukaryota; Metazoa; Rotifera; Eurotatoria; Adinetida; Adinetidae
Source: the annotation of a GenBank genome assembly
AUGCAAAACAGUCAACUGUUGUUUUGCAUUCUGAUCUUCUUUACUCUCAACCGGUGUAUCAAUACGACUCAUUUCGAAGGUGGAACCAUUACUUACAAGCUUUUAAAUACAUCAGGCUCGACCAUUUCGAUCCUUCUUAUCCAAAAUUAUAUAUAUGAUUACACAAAAAUUUAUUGUAAUGACUCAAUGAUUGCUAAUCAAUCACCAAAGUUGGAUCUUGCAAGUUAUUUGGAAAGUAGCUCAUCCGUUGCAUGUAUUCAAUACUGCAAUCAAUCGGGUGGAUAUACUGCACAGCCAGUCAUUUCAUAUUGUACAGAUUAUUCAGUGAGUCUUGGUAUGACUAUAGGUCAACGUUCAGAUCGACUCGAUCUAGCCAACGGAUCGUACUUUGUGGUUUCUUUUCAAAGUGCAUCUUGGCGACAGUUGACACUUCCAUCUAAUUCAACAAGCACUAACACACAAUGGAGUAUUACAUGUUUAAUUAAUUUACAAAUGAGAGCAGAUGGAACUUUUAAUCAUCCGCCUUCGAGUGCAAUGAUUUCGCCCAUUUAUGUACCUGUCGGUGUUCAACAAGUUAUCACAAUACCAACAAUUGAUAGUGACAAUGAUGACGUAAGAUGCCGAUUUGCCAAUGGAUCGUCUGAAUGUGGAAGUGCAUGUCCGCCGGCAACAUUACCAUCCGGAACCACUUUAUAUUCAAAUUGUACGUUACUCAUCACAGGUUAUGCUGUGGGAGACUGGUAUGCUAUUGCAAUUCAAAUCGAAGAUUAUAUCAAUUCCACUUCCAGAGCUCCUCUUAGCAUGGUUCCACUUCAGUUCUUGAUUAAUGUGCAAGCAGUUUCUUCUUGUACAACUCGUCCUCUGCUUACAAGUGCAGCAUCCCAGUCUGGAAAAUGCGUUGCCAUUCAAGUUGGCCAGCCGUAUUCAAUUCAAUUAGUCGCUCAAAACUUCUGUCCAAGCACAACCACGAUCAAAGAUAUUGCUACUCUUUCUUUUCCAAUUGUUGUUAAAAAUACAAUUGUAAAAAAUACAUCGACUUUAUGGUCAGUAUCAUUGACAUGGACACCAACAGCCACUUCUGUAGGAUCACAAGUUCUUUGUGCUGUUGCAGUCGAUAGUAAUAAUGUUCAAUCAAACCAAUAUUGUACGACAUUUUCAGUUUCGAAUGACCCUUCUGCAUUAUGUCCUGGACAACAAGCACAUCGACAUCAACGUCUACAACUACUACGACAACAACCACGUCUACAUCCACCACCACCACUACAACAACUACAACAUCGACCACCUCAACCACAACGUCUACUACUACCACCACCACCACCACAACAACAACUACAACAUCGACCACCUCGACCACGACGUCUACCACUUCAACCACAACGUCCACCACGUCUACAACCACCACCACCACUACAACAACUACCACCACUACUACCACAACUACAACAACUACAACCACUACUACUACCACAACUACAACGACGACCACGACUAGGCAACCAGACCCCAGCUCCUCAGUUUCCAUGGCCAUUGUUCGGUUCGAUUCUCGGUGUUCUCGCUUUACUAUUACUUACACUCGGUAUUUGUUUCUGCUGUUUAACCUGUUGUCCAAAGUGUUGUUUAUGUUGCCCAUUUAAACGUCGCAAGGGCCAUCCAGCGAAACGUGGGCCGGCUGCAAAUAGUAAUCUACCAAGACGUCUAGUCGAUUAUUAUAUAGUUGACAGUUCCUUUGGCAAACCAUCAUCUGCAAAUGGUAACAUUUCUGACAGCAACCGCUCAGUUAGCACAAUCAGCAAUCGAACUAUUGAUGAUGUUCAGAUGAACGUUCUUUCCAGUGCACGAAGCGAAAAACGACUUCCACACUAUGCUACUCCUCUCAAACGAUCGCCAAGAGUUGCGCCAUUGCCUUCUCCAUCGAUUAGUUUUUCUUCUACAGCGCGAAUAAUACCAUCGGAAUAUGUUUUCGGUGGUCGACAAUCUUUGAACACUAGCCCACGAUUUAUAAAUUGA